Molecule: messenger RNA, 1781 nt
Organism: Pseudomyrmex gracilis
Lineage: Eukaryota; Metazoa; Arthropoda; Insecta; Hymenoptera; Formicidae
Product: cytochrome P450 4C1-like
Exons: 13
Coding region: 188-1720 (510 amino acids)
Molecular function (GO): monooxygenase activity; heme binding; iron ion binding
Source: RefSeq, a predicted model, not a curated record
CCGAGAGAGAGGCGAGUGGACGAGCCACGCGACGAUUGGAAACCGCACGGAGGACACCGCGCCGAAUAAGGACGACAAUUAGUUUUAGUAUAAAAAAACAUAUAAAAUAACUUUGUGAUAUUAUAUCAUAUAAGAAGAUCUAAAAGAACGUAAAUCACAAGAGAAACGGAGUUAACGUCAUCAAACAAUGAUUACUAUUACACUGGUACUGGUUAUUAUACUUCUUAUAUUGAUACAUCAAUAUAAUUUACAUUAUGGAAAGAGAGGACGACUUCUAAAUCUUAUUCCGGGACCACCAGCUCUACCAGUGUUAGGAAAUAUACUUCUCUUCACUGUUCCAAAUGAAAAACUAUUACACACAAUAUGUAAAGUACAAGAUCAAUACUAUCCAAUCGUAAGAGCUUGGUUAUGUCAUAUGCCAUUCGUAUUUAUUCGUCAUCCAGAUGAUAUGAAAAUUAUAUUAAACAACAUACAGUGUAUCGAGAAAAGUGAUCUGUACAAAGUAAUGCGAUGUGGAUUUGGAGACGGUCUUGUGACCAGCGGAGGUAGCAAAUGGCAUGCACGAAGGAAAAUAAUAACACCGACAUUUCAUUUUCAUAUUUUAAAGCGGUUUGUUGAUAUUUUCAUUAAAGAAAAUAAUCACAUGAUUACGGCUUUAAAAGAUGCUAAAGGACCAGUUGUGAAAGAGAUACUGCCAUUUAUAAGCAGCCACAUGCUCAACAUAAUAUGCGAAACAGCUAUGGGCAUCUCUUUAACUAAUUCCGCGGGCCAAAAUUUUUGUCAUGAUGUUUAUCAGAUGUGUGAAAUCAUCACCUACAGAUUUCAAAGGAUCUGGUUGCAUAACGAGUGGAUAACUGGACUGUUACCAAUAGGUAAAAGACAGAAGAAACUUCUGACUAGGUGUAAAAGCUUUUCACAAAAGAUUAUUACGGAAAGAAAAUUGUAUCACGAACGUACUAACGGUCGAUAUUUAAAAAAUAUCGAAAGUGAUACGUUUACACAAGUAAAUGGCUCAGAAGACAGUGAAAGUAAAAAUAAACGACUCGCUUUGUUGGAUUUAUUGAUAGCCAUGUCACAGGAAAAUAAUUUAACUGAUUCAGACAUCAUGGAAGAAGUCAGUACAUUUAUAGCUACGGGAUAUGAUACUUCGACGUCGGCAAUAUAUUUUGCCUUAAUAAUGUUAGCCAAACAUAAAGAUAUUCAGGAUCGCGUUAGAGUGGAAGUUAAUAAUAUGUUCAAAGAGAAUGACGAUAAAGUUACCAUGUCAUCGUUGCAAAACUUACCAUAUUUAGAUAGAUGUAUAAAGGAAACAUUGCGCUUGUACCCAAGUGCACCUAUUAUAAUGAGAUUGACAACGGAAGAUGUAAAAUUACAUUCAUACACAGUACCUUCAGGAACAAACAUAUUACUUAAUAUAUAUGCAAUGCACAGAGAUCCCAAGUUCUGGCCGAAUCCAGAACUAUUUAAUCCUGAUCGAUUUUUACCACAUAAAAGGAAAAAUUAUCAUCCUUUUUCUUAUUUGCCGUUUAGCGCGGGACCAAGAAAUUGCAUAGGUCAACGUUUUGCAAUGUUAGAAAUAAAAGCUACACUUGCUUUUUUAAUACACAAUUUUUACUUAGAGCCUGUGGACUAUUUCGAAGAUACGGACGUAAUGGUGAAGGUGACUCUUUGCCCUACUUACCCAAGUCGUAUAAGAUUUGUUCCUUUCGAUACAAAAUAAUUAAAAAAAAACAAAAAAAUAUUUAUUUUAUACUAUUUGUUUAUAUAUGUAUAUAUAUUUU